Molecule: messenger RNA, 2062 nt
Organism: Saimiri boliviensis boliviensis (Bolivian squirrel monkey)
Lineage: Eukaryota; Metazoa; Chordata; Mammalia; Primates; Cebidae
Source: RefSeq, a predicted model, not a curated record
CUCCCUGGGGCCGGAAGAGGCGCGGGGCGACCAGAAGGGGCCGCACCGGCGCCCGCGGCUCGGAAAGCCAGCGGGGGAGGGAAGAGCGCCGGGCCCGAGUCGGGGAGGCGGGCGCCGCCGGAACGCGAAGCGCGGGACUCCUGCUGCGGGCGGGCGCGAGUUCGCGCAGCACCGCCCCCAGCGUGACCUGCCGGCCGCUUCCGGCGCGGAAGGACAAUGUGGCCGCCGUGCGCGGCCCUGCGGACCGUCGCCUUGGCGCGGUCGCGGGGUGCCCGAGCCUGCAGCGUGGACGGGGGCGUUUCUUACACGCAGGGCCAGAGUCCCGAGCCGCGGACGCGCGAGUAUUUCUACUACGUGGACCACCAGGGCCAGACUAGCAGGCAAAGUGGGCUCGUCCCGGCUCAGGACCGCCCGAGCUUCCCCGCCCCACCUGCCCGCUGGGACUCAUCACGGCCCGGCCGUCUGUCCGCAGCUUUUCCUGGAUGAUUCCAAAAUGAAGAAUUUCAUCACCUGCUUCAAAGACCCGCAGUUCCUGGUCACCUUCUUCUCCCGCCUGAGACCCAACCGCAGCGGGCGCUACGAGGCCUCCUUCCCCUUCCUCUCGCCCUGCGGCAGAGAGCGCAACUUCCUGCGCUGCGAGGACCGGCCGGUGGUCUUCACGCACCUGCUGACCGUGGGCCACGGGCCCCCGCGCCUCUCCUACUGCGGCGGAGGCGAGGCCCUGGCUGUGCCCUUCGAGCCAGCGCGCCUGCUGCCCCUGGCCGCCAACGGGCGCCUGUACCACCCGGCGCCGGAGCGAGCGGGCGGCGUGGGCCUGGUGCGCUCCACCCUGGCCUUCGAGCUCAGCGCCUGCUUCGAGUACGAGCCCGGCGCGCCCGCGCUGCCCUCGCACGUGCUCUGGCAGGGCCGCCGCCUCGCCCUCACCAUGGAUCUGGCCCCGCUGCUGCUCGCGGCUCGGCCGCCCUGAGCAGGGGCGGGAGAAGGGCGGGAGGCCGCGGGCGCCCCUCACCCUGCUCCCCGGGAGCCCGCGCCCUGGAAGGCCGGCGCCCCGGCACUCGCGGCAGCCUAGUGCGCCUGCGCGCCGCGGGCCCCGGACACCCCACCCCGCCCCGCCCCCGGCUCUGUCCUUGGUGCUGCCGCGGCCCGGCCGUUCCGGACCCUCCGCUCCCCACGGCGCGCGCCCCCCGCGCACCCAGCUCGGGCGCCCUCCGGAUUGGCUCGCGCUGGAGACGUCAGGCCCUGGCGGCGGGCGCGGUUGGUGCGGGGCUCUGGUGCGCGUGCGCGAGCGUCCCCCGCCCCCUCCCGGCCCGGCCGCUGCUCCAGCCCGGCAGCCACCUGCACCGCGGGGGAGCCGCUCGGCGCGGGAGCGUCAGGUGAGGGGACGCCCGACCCAAGGUCACCAGGCGUGCGGGGGGAGGGGUUCGGGGACCAUCCCGGCUCUGAUCCUGGCGCGCUCCCAGAAGGGCGUGAGUCCUGGAGGGGGAUGGGGAACGCGGAGGCCACGCCCUCCCUGAGCUUGGCCGAAAAACGACCGGCGCUCAGGGGUGGCAGAGGAGGCCGUGGGGCUUCCUGGCACCGGGUCGCGGCGCUGCAGAGGUGCGCAAGGGCCGCCCAGAGACGCUGGCUUGGGCCCUUGCACUGGCCGGAGGGAGGCACAGGGCGUUCCGUCCUCUUCUCUCCACCCCUCCCGCACAGAGGGGCGCCCGGGAGGCAGUGACAGUCGUCGCGGAAUCCUGCAUGUGACGCCCGCCCCUGCCCAGCGGAUUAGGGGGUUGUCCUCUGGUAAAAGGAUUUCUGGGCUUCUUCCAGCCUGGGGCCCCUGGCCGGCCCUUCUACACCGAGCUGCAUCUAGGGGGGUCAGCGUGAGCAGCGGCGCCCUGAGUUCUGAGGAGGCUACUGGGCCAGGCCUGGAGCCAGUCCUCUUUAUCCAGGGAAAUGGAUCCCAAGGGCCCAGAUAAAUGUCCCCAGUUUCUUGGGGUUCACACACGUCCUGAGACAUUUGGGAACUGCCUCUGCCCGGGCCAAAGCUGUUCCAUUAAAACUUUGUUGCUGUGCUUACUAA